ACGAAAGAAGUUGCCCCUGGUCAUGAAAAAAAGCUAUCGGAAGCAAGAGCGAGUCCAGAAAUCACCAAGAAAAAUCCAGAGGGCGGACAUCCUGGAAUUUGCUUUUUAUCUCCCUAAGAAAGAUGGUUGUAUCGCUUGUAAAAGGGGAGAAUUUGUAGGCUAAAUCUUGCGGAUAUAGUUCAUUAAAGUUGUCAGAGUAUUCGCGGGUUGGCAGUGGACUAACGUUAAGUUGUCUGACUUUCGAGUCGCUAACUUGCCACCAGAAGGCUAAUUUACCCAAGGCGGCUGCGGAAGAAAGGUAAUCGGCGAUCAUUGUCCAGACCAGCACGGAGUAGGAUGAUGUCAACUGAAGAAAGAUAUAAGUUGGUGGUCGUGGGCGGUGGAGGUGUGGGGAAAAGCGCCCUCACCAUUCAGUUCAUUCAGUCGUACUUUGUGUCGGACUAUGACCCAACCAUUGAAGACUCGUACACUAAAAUAUGCACUGUGGAUGGAAAGGAGACACGAUUAGACAUCCUCGACACAGCAGGACAAGAAGAGUUUGGAGCGAUGAGAGAGCAGUACAUGCGCUCCGGAGAGGGUUUCUUACUGGUGUUUGCUCUUAAUGACAGUGGCAGUUAUGAUGAAAUUCAGAAAUUUCACACUCAGAUAUUGCGGGUGAAGGAUCGAGAUGAUUUUCCUAUGGUUCUUGUUGGCAACAAAUCAGAUCUUGACCAGCUGAGAGUGAUCUCAAGAGAUGAGGCCAUGUCAUUUGCCCGAGAAAACAGGAUCCACUAUAUGGAAUCGUCAGCUAAGAACCGCCACAAUGUGGAUGAAGCCUUCAUGGAGGUUGUGCGAGCAAUAAGGAAGUUUCAGGAGACAGAAAGUCCACCGCUCCCCGCUAAUCACGCGAGGAAGCAGAAGAGUGGUGGCUGUCCCUGCACCCUGCUCUGACUGCCCCUCUGCACUGUUGCCUAGGAGACCGAAGCCCUCACUCUCACGCUUGGUGCCUUAUAUGUCUACACAGUGUGUGUGUGUGUGUGUAUGACACUGUAUGCAUCAGUGUUUUAUUGGCUUUUACAGUAUGUAUGAAUUGGUUUUCAAGAAGAAACUAGACUAUAAAAUAAGAGCGAACCGUGAAUCUGUUGGAAAGAGGGAGUUCUUGUUUCAUCCACAUGUUUUAUUUAGUGCCUUGUAAAAUCAUGCUCUUGAUUUUAGAUUCAAGCACAGUAUUUGUUUAUUUCCACCACAGUAUGAGGUCGCAGACUGAUUGUGUGCCACAAAAGAGAUUU
Sinocyclocheilus rhinocerous is the source of this 1268-nucleotide messenger RNA. Its product is annotated as ras-related protein R-Ras-like. Lineage: Eukaryota; Metazoa; Chordata; Actinopteri; Cypriniformes; Cyprinidae. The transcript has 7 exons. Bases 337 to 930 code for a protein of 197 amino acids. The record is from RefSeq and is a predicted model, not a curated record. Gene Ontology annotation, cellular component: membrane. Gene Ontology annotation, molecular function: GTPase activity; GTP binding. Gene Ontology annotation, biological process: signal transduction.